Carya illinoinensis is the source of this 2028-nucleotide messenger RNA. RefSeq names its product basic leucine zipper 61-like. The transcript is spliced from 4 exons. The record is from RefSeq and is a predicted model, not a curated record. Gene Ontology annotation, molecular function: DNA binding; DNA-binding transcription factor activity. Gene Ontology annotation, cellular component: nucleus. Gene Ontology annotation, biological process: positive regulation of DNA-templated transcription. Bases 480 to 1436 code for a protein of 318 amino acids. Lineage: Eukaryota; Viridiplantae; Streptophyta; Magnoliopsida; Fagales; Juglandaceae.
CCCCCAAGCCCUCUAAUUCCUUUCACCCCCUCAUUGCCACCCCCACCUCCCCUACCAGCUGUUGCUAGCUGUCUCUAGUCCCUCCCAUGUGACCCCUCCGAAGGCCUAUGGUCCUUAGAAAAGUCACCACAAUUCAUGAUAAAAGAGAUCAGAGAUAUGUAUCAGCAACAAAUGCUGCUUGCUUGGAUUUGUCAAUGAACACGUUGUUGUCGUUGUUGCCCAUGUUAUGUUCUGGUUCUCAACACCUUCAACUUCUCCCAAGUGUUCUCCGGAUUCUAAGAUUUCGAUAAAGGUUAUGGUUUUGUGUUUUGCUGGGUCAGCUUGUUGCUCUUAAUUAACUUGAUUUCCCCUAUCAUAUAUAGCCCGCUUUUUUCGCUGUCUGUUUUUGGUGUUUUGGUUCGUCUUGAAUCUCUCUCUCUCUCUCUCUCAAAAUUGCACAUAUACUUCGCUAUCUGUUUUAUUACUUUGUUUGGUGUUAUAUGGCACAAUUACCACCCAAGAUACCAAGCAUGGCUCAAAAUUGGCAUUCUUCUUCUCACCAAAGAAUGCCCAUUUCCACCGCAAAUUUCGUUCCCACCAGCAAUAAUACUUCCACUUCCACGGCCACCGCCACCGCCCAACAACAACAUCCCUCUUGGGUGGAUGAGUUCCUCGACUUCUCAUCCUCCCGGAGAGGUGCCCACCGCCGCUCCAUGAGCGACUCCAUAGCCUUCCUCGAGGUGCCAUUCAUCGAGGAAUGCCGGAAUAUUAAUCCUACCAACCGCACCUCACUGAUUCAUGGCGCCAGCGGCUUCGACCGAUUGGACGACGAGCAGCUCAUGUCAAUGUUCUCCGACGACAUCUCCGUCACGCUGCCGCCCACUGUGUCGUCCUCCAACGCCUCCACGCCGUCCGACCACAACAGCAUUGACGACGAGAACAAGCCAAUAAUGCCGCUGGACCAACAGCUCAAAAGUGAACCGGGCGAGGUAGAAAGCUCAUGCAAACCCGAGCAACAGGCGCCACUAACCUCUGCCAUCCCCACCGGAGACUCCGUCGUCGAUCCUAAGAGGGUCAAAAGAAUCUUGGCAAACCGGCAAUCAGCGCAGAGGUCAAGAGUGAGGAAACUACAGUAUAUUUCGGAGCUUGAACGGAGCGUGACAACAUUACAGACGGAAGUAUCAGCAUUGUCACCAAGGGUUGCAUUCUUGGACCACCAAAGGUUGAUACUUAAUGUUGAUAACAGCGCUCUCAAGCAACGGAUUGCUGCUUUGGCUCAAGAUAAGAUUUUCAAAGAUGCUCAUCAAGAGGCAUUAAAGAAGGAAAUAGAGAGAUUAAGGCAAAUCUAUCACCAACAGAACCUAAAGAAGAUGAUGAGCAGCCCAGGCAAUCAAAAUGCAGCAGGAGCAGCACAGCAGCCCCCAAGUUCUGAUACCUUGGGAUGUACGGCCAAUUAGGAGGCCGUGGGUGGGCGCAUGCAUUCUGCUAACCUGGGUUUUCACGUGAUGUGUUCCCACUUGUUCGCUGACAUGGGGCCCCUCCAACCAAGCUUUUUUUUGGGUGGGAUUUUAGAGGCCAGAUUGGUGUUGACACGUUGACUGCUUAGAUUGGGUGGUGAAAACAUCUUGUUUUUCUUUUCCAAUUUAUUUGGGGAUUUGGGGGUUGGAGACUGGAGUUGGGUUAUUUAUUUAUUUGUUUAUUGCUGUUUUCGUGAUUACAUUUUUUCUUUUCUUAUUUCUAACUUUUUACUUGUUUUUUUUUUUUUUUUGGGAGGAGGGGGAGGAGGAGGAGGGUGGCAAAUGAUGGUGUGUUUUUGUUUGGUGGGGUUGCAUUGGGAUACAAGAAAGAUGUCAGGGCUGAGGGGUUGUUAAUGCCUGUUUGUUGUAUCUUUUUCUGUGAUUUUCUAUCCCAUUUGGCCUAAUAAUGUGCUAAGACUUUUGUUUAUUUAUUUAGUUUUUUUUUUCCUGUAAGAAUGUAAAUAUAUUGACUUUUGAGAAAGAUUUUGGGAUUAAGCUAAAGAAUCCCAAUGGAUUCGUUUCGUUGCUUCCA